AUGUCAUUCAUCCCUACGACACUAUACUACGCCUCCGCAGCUAUCCAUGCUGUUUCGAUCCCCGGACAUGUCCUUUUCGGGAUCAGGGAGGUCGACCCUGCCAUUGCCACGAUUCCUCCGAGUGAAAAGCAUGCACUCGGAAAAGCAACGGCAACCACCGCUUGGGAUAUGGUGAACGCUCUGCUGGCCGCUUCAGCACUGCUCAACAUUCAAUGGUCGCGCGUCGGAGUUCGCACCCUGGAAGAGAAAGCCAUUAUCUGGACCACCGUCCUGGCAGGUACUUUCACCGGCUGGAGAUAUUUCAAGGUCCGGUCUUACGCGGGACUCGGUUGCUUGUGGGUUGCGCCUUGGCUCACGGCAGGCGCCAUGGUGUAUGAAAAGCUGGGAUCAGCGCCAUUGUCUCGUGGUCACUCAGGCCAUUUACCUAUUGGCAGUGUUGUCUUCCACAGAUUCCGAGCGCCUUCUGCAAUAUGUGUACUUCGAUGGAAGUCCAAGUACCAUACUGGAUUCGCAUCCGAAAUUUCUGGCAUAUAG
Molecule: messenger RNA, 534 nt
Organism: Aspergillus fumigatus Af293
Lineage: Eukaryota; Fungi; Ascomycota; Eurotiomycetes; Eurotiales; Aspergillaceae
Source: RefSeq, a predicted model, not a curated record